Canis lupus familiaris (dog) is the source of this 863-nucleotide messenger RNA. It is a transcript of the gene MRPL30, whose product is annotated as mitochondrial ribosomal protein L30. The record is from RefSeq and is a predicted model, not a curated record. Gene Ontology annotation, molecular function: structural constituent of ribosome. Lineage: Eukaryota; Metazoa; Chordata; Mammalia; Carnivora; Canidae. Gene Ontology annotation, cellular component: large ribosomal subunit; mitochondrion. The coding region runs from base 286 to 771 and encodes 161 amino acids. Gene Ontology annotation, biological process: translation. The transcript is spliced from 7 exons.
CUUGAGUGGGCGGGGCGUGGCCGGAACGGAAGUGCACGGUUUUGCUGUCGGCGCGCAGUGGGACGGACGGCUGGGUUCGCGGGUGGCCCCAGGUGGUCCUUCCUCUGUCCUCCUUUCCUCGGACCCUGGAUCAUGACCUGAGCCAAAGGCAGUCGCUCAACCACUGAGCCACCCAGGCACGGCGAGUGUUGCACCUUCUCAAGUCUGUAAAUUAAACUAAAUUCAGUGAAAACUGAUUGAGUGCCUAGUACAGGACAGCCCCUGAAGAGAAAGGUCAGCACAAUCAUGGCAGGGAUUUUGCGCUCAAUAGUUCGGAGGCCCCCAGGCCGACUCCAAACCGUGACAAAAGGUGUAGAGCCUCUUAUUUGUACAGACUGGAUUCGUCACAAAUUUACAAAGUCAAGAAUUCCGGAUAAAGUAUUUCAACCUUCACCUGCAGAUCAUGAAAAAUAUGGUGGGGAUCCACAGCACCCUCAUAAACUGCAUAUUGUUACCAGAAUAAAAAGUACAAAGAGACGUCCAUAUUGGGAAAAAGAUAUAAUAAAGAUGCUUGGAUUAGAAAAAGCACAUACUCCUCAAGUUCACAAGAAUAUCCCUUCAGUGAAUGCAAAACUGAAAGUGGUUAAGCAUUUGAUAAGGAUCAAGCCCCUGAAGCUGCCACAGGGACUUCCAACAGAGGAGGACAUGUCUAACACGUGCCUCAAGAGCACUGGGGAAUUAAUAGUGCGGUGGCAUCUAAACCCUGUAGAUCAGGAAGCUGUUAAGUCCUAAUUGCAGAGCAAUUUCAUAUUAAAAAAUAUAAAUAAUUUAAAGGUAGUGAGAAAGUGUUCUCAUUAAAAUAUAUUUUAAAUAGUUGUCAUUUU